This is a messenger RNA of Ochlerotatus camptorhynchus, 581 nucleotides long. RefSeq lists its product as uncharacterized. Bases 63 to 581 code for a protein of 172 amino acids. NCBI's taxonomy places the organism in Eukaryota, Metazoa, Arthropoda, Insecta, Diptera, Culicidae. The transcript has a single exon. The record is from RefSeq and is a predicted model, not a curated record.
CGGAUUCUUCCGGGUGGUAGUUUAUUCCGAGCAGGAAGAUCAUCAGUUGUGAAGAUUGCAAAAUGAAGCUACUAGCGGAAUCGCUGUUGUUGUGCGUGGUCUUUUUUGGUGCCGUUCGGUCGGUUCCUGUGGUGGUGCCGAGCAGCGACGUCAAGUCGGAAGUGUUGAUUCCGGUCGUGCAAGUGCAGCAGCCGCCGGAUGGAGCCCGUGCUAAGCGACAUUUCGGAUUAGGUGGAAUCGGACUUGGCGUGGAACUGGUGGGGGGAGGCUUUGGAGGUGGAUAUGGUGGCGGAUAUGGAGGUGGUCAUGGAGGUGGCUAUGGUGGCGGAUAUGGUAGCGGCUAUGGAGGUGGCUAUGGAGGUGGUUAUGGAGGUGGUUAUGGAGGAGGAUAUGGAGGUGGUUAUGGAGGCGGAUAUGGAGGUGGUUAUGGAGGUGGAUACGGUGGCCCAGUUGGACCGCCUUUUGGAGGAUUUGCACCGUACGGACCUUAUGGAGGAGGUUUCUCGCCAUACGGAGGCGGAGGUGGCUAUGCCGGUGGGUACGAAUAUGGAUAUGGUUCGGGAUAUGGAUUCUACGGGUAA